Molecule: messenger RNA, 1254 nt
Organism: Didymodactylos carnosus
Lineage: Eukaryota; Metazoa; Rotifera; Eurotatoria; Philodinida; Philodinidae
Source: the annotation of a GenBank genome assembly
AUGGCGCUGGACAAUCAGAGGUCCAUUCAAACUGAUCCAGAUACAUUAGCAGUAGUUCUCUUCGAUAUUUGGAAAAUGUUAGAACCUCAAAUGGUAUUGUGUAUUAUUGGUGGUGCGGGUGCGACAAUGACAGAACACUUGGAAAAAGAAUUUAUUCGUGGUAUCACCGAUGCUGCCUUUGCAUCCGAUGCAUGGAUUAUAACAAAUGGAUACAAACAAGAAGUUGUUCCACGUGUCGUCGGUGAAAUAAUUUACAAAAAUCAUUUAUUGAACCCAAAGAACAAUCUUGUUGCAAUUGGUGUCAGUAAAUGGGCUAAUAUAAAAGAACGUUCUACACUUCAAAAUAAAACGUCAGAGUAUAUCGAUGCAAAACGAGAAAUUGGCAAACAUAAUUUAGAGCAACAUCAUACACAUUUUAUUUUACUUGAUGAUGGAACACUUAAUCCAUCUGAUUCGGGAGGUUAUAGAUCUAAACUUGCUAGAGAAAUAUCAAGAGGAGCGAGAAGAAAAAGUUCAUAUAAAGCGUAUAAAGAAUCUACUCAGCUGAAAAUAGUUAAAAUCUUACUUAAUUUAGUACCUCUUGUCACAAUUGUGGUAGCAGGCGGUUUGCACACAUUAACUUUUCUUCUUGGGGAAAGAUCAUUGAGAAGAAUAUAUGAAGAUGAUAUAAGAGAAGGUUUAUGUAAAGUAUUUAAAGAAGAGAUAAAAGAUUUGACCGUCUUGCAAUUUCAUGAAUCACAUUUGUACCAACGUUUGUCCGAUGGACUAAUUGAAAUAUCAUUAGAAAUGUUGGCAAUGUUCAUGUAUUGUUUACAGAAAAAUGUUCGAACAAAUAUUAAAAUAUUCAGUAUAAAUAUUGAUACAUCUUUAUAUGAUACUAUUUUUGAUGCCUAUAUUAAAGCUCGUGAGACAAUGAUAAAAAAAUAUAGAAAACAGUUACAUCACAAAGAUGAAUUAAAUUUAGCUUUAAAAUGGAGUCGAGCUAAAGCUGCCAAAGAACAUUUAAAUCUUUAUAUGGAGGAUAUGAUCGAUAUUGCAAGCAAACGAAUAUUAUUUAUGGAUGCACUAAAAAAAGAUUUACCAGCAUUUAUUAGUAAUUUCAUCAAACUUGGCUUUGAUUUGACAAAAAUAUUAUGCAAAGAUUCACAUACACUUCUGGAAUGGUGUUAUCUGGCACAGCUGUAUAAUGAUGACGAAAAGAGACACAAUGUCAGUACUGCUAAUAAAAGACCAAAACUGAUAGAAACGUUUUGA